GAGCUCCAAAUAUCUAGAAACCAAUUUACUGGUCACUUGCCCGAAAAUGUGUGUAGUGGUGGAUUGCUUGAGAAAUUCAUCGCAAACAAUAAUCAUUUUAUUGGUUCAAUACCAAAAUCCUUGAGAAACUGCACAAGCCUCAUUAGAGUUCGACUUAAUGGAAAUCAACUUUUUGGAAAUAUAGGAGAAAGUUUUGGGAUAUACCCACACUUAACAUACAUGGAGUUGAGUUAUAAUAAACUUUAUGGUGAGCUUUCAGCUAAUUGGGGGCAAUGUCAAAACUUGACAUGCCUGAAAAUCUCUAACAAUGACAUUUCAGGUAGAUUGCCUCCUGAGCUUGGAGAAGCAAGUCAAUUACAAGUGCUCAUCCUCUCCUCAAAUAAGAUACAUGGGAAAAUCCCCAACAAAUUAGGUAAGUUGAAAUUUUUGUUAGACCUUUAUCUAGACAGUAACAAAUUUUCUGGACAAGUUCCUUACAAUUUCGAGAUGCUAUCAAAUUUGGAGCAACUUAAUCUCGCCAAUAAUAGUCUAAGUGGCCAUAUUCCUGACCUAGGGAAAUGUAAAAAACUUUUUCUCUUGAAUUUGAGCAACAAUCACUUAAGAAAAUAUAUCCCAAUUCAAAUUGGCAAUUUGCAGUAUCUCCAAAAUCUUGAUCUUAGCCAAAAUUUUCUAACAGGAGAGAUUCCACAACAACUUGGAGAUUUGAAAAUGUUAGAAAUCUUGAAUCUUUCCCACAAUGCACUUUUUGGCAAUAUUCCAUCCAGUUUUGAUCAAUUGUUAGGCUUGACAUCCAUUGACUUGUCCUACAAUCUAUUGUGGGGUCCUAUUCCGAAUACUAAAGCAUUUUGUGAGGCAUCAAUAGAAGCAUUUAGAAACAACAAGGGCUUGUGUGGCAAUGCUACUGGUUUGAAGACUUGCCCCUUUGCAAUUGGCCACAAUCUUCAUGUCAAAAAGGGGAAAAAAGUUACUACAAUAAUUUUAGCCCUUUUGGGCAUUGUUUUUCUUAUUUUUAUCAUUGUAGGAAUUACAAUCGGCGUUUUCUUUAGAAAGACGAAGACAAAAAAUAAUCCAAAAGAAGUAGGGCCUCAAAAUAUGUUUUCAAUAUGGAGUUAUGAUGGGAAAAUGGUUUAUGAAAACAUUAUUGAAGCAACAGAGGAUUUCGAUUACAAAUAUUGUGUUGGUGUGGGGGGGCAUGGAAUUGUUUAUAAAGCUGAUUUGCCAACAGGUCAAGUUGUUGCUGUAAAGAAAUUUCAUCCACUCUCAGAAGAUAGUGUGGCCAAUCUAAAAUCUUUCACCAGUGAGAUACAUAGUCUAACCGAAAUACGACACCGCAACAUUGUAAAGCUUCAUGGUUUUUGCUCACAUCCACGACACUUGCUUUUAGUUUAUCAAUUCUUGGAAGGUGGGAGCUUGGAAAAGAUACUAAACAAUGAUGAAUUAGCACUGGAGUUUGACUGGCUAAAGAGGUUAAAUGUUGUUAAAGGUGUGGCAAGUGCUCUGUCUUAUAUGCAUCAUGACUGCUCCAGUCCAAUAAUUCAUCGUGAUAUAUCAAGCAAGAAUGUUCUACUAGAUUCAGAAUAUGAAUCUCAUGUCUCUGACUUUGGCACAGCUAGGAUUAUGAGUUCUGACGCAUCUUAUUGGACUUCGUUUGCUGGUACCAUUGGAUACACUGCUCCAGAGCAUGCAUAUACAAUGGAAGUAAGUGAAAAGUGUGACGUUUACAGCUUUGGAGUAGUCGCUUUGGAAGUAAUUAUUGGAAGGCAUCCGGGUGAUUUGAUCUCAUCAUUUCUAUCAUCAUCAUUUUCAUUAUCGUCCCAUGAUGUGCUACUAGAAGAUAUACUGGAUCAACGUCUUGCACAUCCUACAAAUAGAGUUGCAGAUAAGGUGGUUUUAUUGGCAAAGAUAGCAUUAGCAUGCUUACACACCAGUCCACAAUCUCGUCCCACCAUGCAACAAGUUUAUCAGAAGCUAUUAAAUUGGAAAUCUCCUUUCACAAAGCCUUUGCGCAUGAUCACAUUAAGAGAGCUCAUUGAUCUCGGGAAUUUGAAUGAAGCUUCAUAAGUGUUUACAUAUCUCAUCUUCAUUGUUCAUCUUCGACCCAUCCAAGCCUCCAUCUUACUAUCGGAGCCUCCAUGCCUCUUGACCUAUGCUCUUCAACCCAAAUAGAAGUCGAGCUCUUUCUCAAGGUGUGUGAAACAUAGUUGGUCAAGGUUAAUCAGAACACUGGCUUUGAAAUUAUCAUCGUAUGUUCUUUGGGUUCCUUCUAUUUUAUUACAAUUCUUAUUGAUUAUGUUUAGUUGAGAUUGCUAUUUGAGAUGUUGUAUCAAGUUCUAAAGAAUUAGUUCUUCUCAAGUGUCUCACUCUGCCAAUGUCGUAGGUAUCUUCACAGUUGCUUUCAUUCUUUCUGACCACACAAUUCAUCGACAAGACAGGUAUGAAAACAUGCCAAAAGUAAUUCGUUUAUGCCUAUGGCAAUGUAAAAUGGGAUUCCGUACGUCUAGACAAUUAUGCAUUGAAAGUUUCUUCCAAUGAGAAUGAAACUUUCAAUGCAUAAUUACCUACUUUUAUUGAUUGAGAUCCUUUUACAGCCCAGGUAGUUUUUUCUAUAUACAUUUUAAGCUCAAGAAUUGUAACAAGUUUUACAAUAGAUGUUUCAGGUGCAGGUGAACCAAGCCUGAGAAGAUUGGAAUACAAAAACACUAGGUAGGACCAGGUGCAUGGAAUUUGUAUCCAUGUUCAUGAAAAAAGUUUUGCCUACUUAAAAACAAAAAUUUGUAUGAAACAAUGGCUAGACUUGGACAAGCUAUCAAGACAAACUUGAAUGUCCUGGCUUUAUUUAUGAAUGGGUGGUAUGAAAUUGUCAAAAUUUUUCUUUUGUCCAAAUAGUCUUAGAAUUUGGAUGACAGAAUUUUAGGUGUGUAGAACUCUCACGUAACUGCCCAACAACUAGAAACAUU
Messenger RNA from Quercus lobata, 2957 nucleotides. RefSeq names its product MDIS1-interacting receptor like kinase 2-like. Lineage: Eukaryota; Viridiplantae; Streptophyta; Magnoliopsida; Fagales; Fagaceae. Gene Ontology annotation, biological process: protein phosphorylation. Gene Ontology annotation, molecular function: protein binding; protein kinase activity; ATP binding. The record is from RefSeq and is a predicted model, not a curated record. Bases 220 to 2061 code for a protein of 613 amino acids. The transcript is spliced from 3 exons.